This is a messenger RNA of Colletotrichum navitas, 486 nucleotides long. RefSeq lists its product as uncharacterized. The record is from RefSeq and is a predicted model, not a curated record. The transcript has a single exon. Bases 1 to 486 code for a protein of 161 amino acids. Lineage: Eukaryota; Fungi; Ascomycota; Sordariomycetes; Glomerellales; Glomerellaceae.
AUGAAGCUCGGCACACUCGCCGUACUCUUGUCCUCCUUCGCCCUCCUCGAAGCCCCAGCCGCCGCCUCGGGCACUGGAAAAUAUCACUAUGGUCCGGACCAGAACGUCAGGCUCAAGGACAUUCCCGCAUGCGUCGUAACAUGCAUGAAAGAACUCGAGUGGCGCUUGAAGGAGAAGAAGAUCCCCAUAUACAUCAUCCAUUGGUGCGACAACACGUCCCCGCCUCACCGCCCCGACUGGGCCAUUUUUGGCCAAAAGAUGGAUGAGUGCAAGGUGGUCCAGUGCAACAACAUUCGGUACUGGUACGACUUCGCGGAGUGGCACUGGAAGAACUGCCACUGGCACGAUCAUUACAAGGCCAGCUUGGCUUGGGUCAACGAUUAUCGCGUAAGCGCGUGGUGGCCAAACGACGAAGGCCGCCCGAGGCCGCCCAGUCAUGAGAGUUGGAUCUCGGAGAACAGAACAGCGGAUGCCCCCCCGCGGUGA